Molecule: messenger RNA, 1306 nt
Organism: Elaeis guineensis (African oil palm)
Lineage: Eukaryota; Viridiplantae; Streptophyta; Magnoliopsida; Arecales; Arecaceae
Biological process (GO): rRNA processing
Cellular component (GO): nucleus
Molecular function (GO): 3'-5' exonuclease activity; nucleic acid binding
Source: RefSeq, a predicted model, not a curated record
UUCAGCCGUUCAUCCAAACAGCCUCGCAGCGGCCGGGUAUCGAACCGCACAGCCAUUCCUAUCGGUCGGAGAAGACGAGCCGCCGCGAAUAGCAACUAGAAGUCCAGAAGGACCGAAUGGGCGGCGGAGCAGCAGCGGGGACGCCAAACCCUAUUCCGAAUCCUAAGCUCUCAUCCCUAAACCCCAAUUGGGCACAGCUCCAACAAAAGCUCAAAACCGGGCGCCCCCAUAAACCCUUCACUCCGACAGAUGCCGACGCCAAAACCCUAAAGGCAUCCGUGCUAGGGAAGCGCAAGGAGCGCCCGGUCUCGGAGCCCGAGGCCUCUCCGCCGCCCUUCCUGACGCCGACUUCCUCCGAUAUUAGCUUGACCAAUGUGCUGGCCAUGGACUGCGAGAUGGUAGGGGUGAGCUCUCAGGGGAACAAGAGCGCUCUUGGAAGGAUCACACUGGUGAACUCAUGGGGGAAUGCUGUAUAUGAUGAGUAUGUUCGCCCAGUAGAGCGUAUUGUUGACUUCCGUACAAAAAUCAGUGGGAUCCGACCAAAAAACAUGAAGAAAGCAAAGGAGUUUUGGGCUGUUCAGAAGGAAGUGGCUGAGUUGAUCAAAGGACGGAUCCUUGUAGGUCAUGCAUUGCACAAUGAUCUCAAGGUAUUACUAUUAAGUCAUCCAAAGAGGGACAUGAGGGACACCUCAGAUUAUGAGCCCUUCCUAAGGGAAGGGCGGAGAAGAGCUUUAAAGGAUCUUGCAGCUCAAAUUCUUGGUGUCAAGAUCCAACAGAAGGAACACUGUCCAGUUGAGGAUGCUCGAGCUGCAAUGUUUAUAUACAACAAAUACAAAAAGGAAUGGGAAAAGACCAUGAAGAAAAGGUUCAAGUCGAAAGAGAAGCUCAAAAACAGGCGCAAGAAGAAAUCUGAAGCAGCCUCAAAACCUGAUGUUUCGAGGGAUCUUUCGUAGCAAUGGAAAAUGAUAUUCCGGUAGUUGGAGGGCUAAAGGACAUAGUAACACCAGCAUGGGUGCUGAGAUGUAUGUUCAGACUACCAGCAUUUCACUUUUCUCUUAGAUUUUUACGAUGAUAAUUGUUGCACGCUUGUAUAAUCCUAAAUCCAUGUUUUUGUAUCUUGAUUGUGUCAGGCUCCACCCAUUCAAAGGAAGAAUGAGAUGUUUUAGCUCCUGCUACAUGGUUGCUGGAACAUGAUAUAUACGUUAAUGCUUUCCUAAUGUUCUAUACUGAUUUUGUAUUUUUAAAAAACAGCAAUGUUGUAUCGCUUUUUUUAAAUCCUGAACAUGCUUUUUGCUCCAUUAUAUUU